CUUUCCAGUCUAACAGCCUGUUGCUGAUCAUUUAGAGCAAACUUUACAAUCAAGACUACACAAUGAACAGGACCUUUCUCUUUCUAAUUGGUACAGCUGUGCUGCUCAAUGGCAGCAGUGCAAAGCCAUACAAUACUUGGAAACAGGAGUUCCUUCCUAAACACCAAGAAAGUAAACUAUACCCAGAACAAGAGGUGAUAAAAGCUGUAUUCAAUGGGAAGAUGUCUCUUGGGCUGAGGGAGAUUGAACCACCAGAAGAUGAAGAGUUAACAUAUGAUAUUGACCCAGACAUGAAGAGUGCAGUUAAACAUCCAAGGGAGCAAAAAUACAAGCAAGCAGAAGAGGACAGUGAUGCACUAAAUCAUCACUUUGAUGCUGUUCAGAAGGGCUUCCAAGUCCCAGCCAUACUAGAGAACAAGCCUGAGGAACAAGUGGAGGUUUUGCAAAAUCUUCCCAAAGAAUUUGGAGGUUUGUAUGCAGAGGAAAUGAGGGGGCCUGAGGAAGACAGGGAUCACCUAUACCAUGUCUCGUUUGAUGCUUCUAAUGCUGAGAACUAUCCCGCAAGGAUGGCACAGCCAGGUUAUGAAAUUAUGGAAGGGCCAGAAGAAGACCGUGAUCAUAUUUAUCAUCCCUUUUAAAAUAAGACAAAUCAACACACCUAUGCACAGAAUUACAGGUAUUACUUAAUCAUGCCACACUGGCUGGUUUACAUGACCUUUCAAAAAGUGCAAUUGAUUCUUUCUUAUUGUUUACUGAGAACAUGUAAACUAUACACCUUGAAUUUAAUCAUUCUGGGACAUAUAUAACUAGUACUGUAAUUGUAACUGAUUGUCAGUGUAUUACAAAUUGGA
Messenger RNA from Acipenser ruthenus (sterlet), 851 nucleotides. RefSeq lists its product as uncharacterized. The transcript is spliced from 4 exons. The coding region runs from base 63 to 638 and encodes 191 amino acids. Lineage: Eukaryota; Metazoa; Chordata; Actinopteri; Acipenseriformes; Acipenseridae. The record is from RefSeq and is a predicted model, not a curated record.